Chondrus crispus (carragheen) is the source of this 147-nucleotide messenger RNA. RefSeq lists its product as hypothetical. The transcript has a single exon. Lineage: Eukaryota; Rhodophyta; Florideophyceae; Gigartinales; Gigartinaceae. The coding region runs from base 1 to 147 and encodes 48 amino acids. The record is from RefSeq and is a predicted model, not a curated record.
AUGGCACCUUCAACAACGCAUUCAAUUUCGAAAGUUGUGGCUGAGAAGUUGGUUUGUAACCUUUUUUCUUGUACAGUAACUCUUGAAGUUGACUCUGUUCAUAACGGGUUCACGACCUGCAGUUGUCACGACUCUUUUCGUCUUUAG